This is a messenger RNA of Sphaeramia orbicularis (orbiculate cardinalfish), 5138 nucleotides long. It is a transcript of the gene sack1ga, whose product is annotated as family with sequence similarity 83 member Ga. Gene Ontology annotation, biological process: signal transduction. The transcript is spliced from 5 exons. Lineage: Eukaryota; Metazoa; Chordata; Actinopteri; Kurtiformes; Apogonidae. Gene Ontology annotation, molecular function: protein kinase binding. The coding region runs from base 279 to 4847 and encodes 1522 amino acids. The record is from RefSeq and is a predicted model, not a curated record.
GCCGGCGGCUGGGUGUCACUCAUUCUCUGUGUCUCGCCGGGCAGGUCUUUCAGUUUGCACCGGGAAUGACACAGACACAGAGUUAAUUCAUUAUGGUCUGUCACGGGAAUGACAAGGCAGACCAACAGAUGACUAAAUGGACUCUGCACCACAACGGAAGUGACACUUAAACAGCACAGGGAUUCACAUGAGUUUUUUUUUUUUUUUUUUUGUAGGAGGAGAGGAGUUGUAGUUCACGCUGCACAGGGAUAGUUUAAAGUUUUUAAUUUUUUUCAGUCAUGGCUCUCUCUCAGAUACAGUGCCUGGAUGAUAACCACGUGAACCCACGGACCACCGAAUCCAAACCGGAGUUCUUCUACUGUGAAGACCAGAGGCUCGCGCUGGAGACGUUGCUCCGUGAUGGUCGCGAGGCAUUCGUCAAGUACCUGGAGGCUCGCGGCCUGCGGGGCUUCCUCUCGGACCCGGAGCUCGAGAGCCUGGUCGGUUCGGUAGAGCCUUACGACCCGGGUUUGGAGCUAAUACCGGAGAGCGGGGAGGAGGAGGACGAGCCGCCGCUGUCUCUGCACUACUGGCCGGAGCUGUCGGACGUGUCUAUCCCGCAGCUGGACCUGGGCUGGCCCGACAGCGACGGGUACCGCGGGGUGUCGCGCGCUACCGUGUACACGCAGCCCCCAUUGGACGGACAGGCACACAUCAAAGAGAUAAUCAGGAAAAUGAUUGCGCAGGCGCAGAGAGUGAUAGCUGUGGUGAUGGAUAUCUUCACUGAUGUUGACAUCUUCAGAGAUUUGUUAGACGUUGCUUUCAAAAAGAAGGUUUCUGUCUACAUCCUGUUGGAACGCACAACACUACCUCAUUUCCUGUCGAUGUGCCACAGGGCUAACAUGCACGCCGGACACCUCAAGAAUCUUCGAGUCCGCUGCUCAAUCGGAGCGGAGUUCCACACUCGGGCGUGCACCAAGGUCAAAGGGCGAAUAGGACACAGAUUCAUGUUCGUCGAUGGAGACAAAGCUGUGUCAGGCUCAUACAGCUUUACCUGGAUGUCAUCACGACUGGACAGAAAUCUUAUCACCGUACUAACAGGGCAGGUGGUUGACACAUUCGAUCUACUGUUUCGAUUCCUUUAUAUGAACUCCACCUCAGUCAACCUUCGGCAAAUCGCUAAAGAGCCACAACCUGAGCCCGAUCCCCCUCCGCAACAAACAACUUUCGCCCCACCGUCUGCAGACGUAGCUCGGAAAUUGUACAACCCUAAAUACGCUCUGGUUGCUGCCUGCAACCCCAGCCUUAGCCCAAACUCCUCUGGCAACAACAGUCCCAAAGACUCUCAGAAUGCAGUGAACUCCAAGACUCAAGAGGACGAAGCAACAAGUAAAAAGAAGCGAAGGAGGGAUAAAGAAGUCAGACAGGAACCUCCUCUCCAUCCAGGUCUUACUAAUCUGGGGAAAGCACAUUUGAUAGAAUACCUGCCUACCUGGCCGGAGCCUGACCCACCCAGUGAUGUGAUUGGGUUCAUUAAUGUACGAGACACAAGCAAACCUAUUCAAGUUCAUCUGCAGCGCUCUGAGAUGUUCGAAACCAGCCAAGCCAUCAGGUUUGGCAGUCCACCCAGCAUGCCCAAGGAAACACUACCAGAAGUUGCCAAUCCUCGAAAAAUAGGUGCCAAUGAUGAGGAGAAUCCAAAACAAGAUAAAACAAAGGCUGAAGAGGCAGCGGUAGUACAAACAAACUCAACGCCUCUCACUCUAAAGGCUUCCGGCUUUAAAAGUCAAGAGGCACCUGAACAGAAAUCACAAAUCAUUGUUAAGACUCUCAACACUGAGUGUAAUCUACAGUCAAACACUCCAACAAAAAACCAAAGUGCAGGUCACAACUCUACAUCGAACAUUAACAAAAGUACAUCUCAGCAAUCCAGUUCUACAGCGACACCUUCCCAGAUAACUCCAACUAUUCCUACAAACAGCCUGAAGACAGAGCCCCUCCCAAAAUCAGACGCUCAAACACAAGCACAAACUAGAACGAGUUUAAACACACACCAUGCACUUGAUCACAGUGUUCACUCUUCGGAGCUGAAGAGUACUCAAACACAAAUCUCUCAAACACUUUCUGCCACUGACUUGAACGCAAAUACUGAACAGUUUGCACAAUCAAAGAAGCUGCUGCAACAUACAUAUUCAUCCAAACAGGAUGUUCACACAAAGACACAAAACUCUGUAAACACUCAGACCCCAAACAUCCACAACCAUAUUUCACCCUCUUCUGCGUUUACUUCCCUACACUGUAACCCUGUCACUCCAGUGACUCUUUCUGACAAUAACCAGGUCUGUGCGACUACUGUGCACUCAAGUAUGACUAGCAGCGCCCGUGCUCCUGUACUGCCUUUGACCUCCAUUACCACUACCCCUUCAUUUCCUACUGUCUCUUCAUCCUCUACCACUCAUCCUUUGUCUUCGUCUACUUUUACCACAGCUCCUCCAGUCCCUAAACGUCGUACUGUCCAGCUGGUCAUUAACGACACCACAAAUGGUCAGAAUCCACCAGACAUCAAUGCUGUCAGGAGGCCCGAGAGCCUGACUAGCACACAGCUAGUAGCUUCCCACAAUGAGCCUCUUGUAGCCACUGUGGUUCACACACUGCCAAAGAAAGAACCUGAGACUGUCCCAAAACUGCAGAACAAAACAGAUGCACAAAAAGGCACAGAGAACACAGGAAAAGAUUGUUCUCCUUUACGGACCUCCCAGGAGAUCAAGAGCGAGGAAGCAGCUGGACAGCGGAAUGAUAGAGUAGACACAAAAAGGGCUCCUGGAAGCAAACUGCAAGUCCAGUCUAAUGUUUUGAUCACCAAUGCACCGAAGGAAAACUGCACAAAUAUUCAAGAUACACCUUUAACAUCAACUGAAUGCAAUAUAACCAAAAAGAUCGAAGACUGUGUAGACCCACUGGCCAAAGUAAGACCCCUGAGAGAUAAAGAGGCUGGUAAAGUGCUAAGUGAGGACUCCAAAAAUCUGGCACACAGCAAAACAUAUCCUUCAAGAGUCAAUGGACCUCAAAGAGUAUCACACAAUGAAUUGAAUGCAAAGGACACAACUGUAUUGGGAGCUGAGGACUCUGUAAAUGCUACAAAAGACAGUCCAGUUUCUGCCACAUUCAGAGCGCACAUAGACAGAGCUGAUGACAGCACAUCUACUGCAGAUUCACAAAAUCAGCACCCAGGGGUCGCUACAGCAUACCAUAUCAACAGUUUACCAGAUGCUGCAAAACAUAACACAAACAACACCUUCCAAGACUCCCUACAGUCACCCAAAGGUCGAGGAAUCCCGCAUUCACCCAUUCAUUUAGGCUUGUCAGAGUCGUACACACCGUACUUACGUUCACCCACACCUGAAAAAGAAUCUCGCCUUCUCUUUGCCCUCACACGCACACCAACACCAGAUGGAUUGUCCCCACACUCGCCCAACUCUGACUCACGAUCCCGCACUCCAGACUUUCGAACGCCAACGCCCGAUGGCUAUUUCUCCACUUUCUCCACCACCUCAGAGGAGUAUUUUGAAUGCAGCGACUCUCCUGUCCAUGAUGUAUUUUUUGAUCCAGUUGCAUCUUUUGGCAAUGAGACAGAAGAUGAUCUGAACACAAAUACUUCUUAUGCUCCAACGAUUACCACUGCCAGCUCUAGUCCAACAUUUGUAAACACCACCACUUCCCCAGGUGUGUUAAGCAGUUCAGGCAAGAAUACCUCAAGGAGCGGAACUUUAUCUCAGUAUUACGGAGUCUCCUCGGUUUCUUCACCUGAGAAGAAACUUAAAAUGAUGGAGGAGGAGAAAACCAUAAAUGAUGAAAAGUGGAAGGAACAGGAUGGAAAGAAGAGUUUGACAGAGAGGAGUAACCAGACACAGAGAGAUUCCCAGAGGACGGAGAGGAGAGGCAGCAAGGAAAAUAAAUCAGCAGAGCAUUUAAGACAGAAUAAAGCUUCGACAGAGGCACAACUGACAGCUGAUAAAGCAAAAGAGACUCAAGCCUCCAAAAGAAAGAAGGCCUUAAACCAACAAGAGGCAGGAGACGAUGUAGUUACUCCAGGAGAAUCAUCAAACGAGGCAAUGCAAAUGUCUGUCGGCGAAGUCAAAGCAAAGAACAUGUUUGAGGGCGGGAGACCAGACAAAGCGUCCUCAGGUGGAGAGAAGACGCUGGACAGAGCAGGACUCAGAGCCAGCGGCGUGGAGAAGACGCUUCAAACCACCAGAGAGUCUGAGGGACAGAAGCAGCAGAAAGACACUGGAGUGUUCUCUCCUUUGCGACCCCCCCAGCCACCCAGACCCACCCGCUCCCUCUUCGCCACCCAGCCUAUCGGUGCCCGUCAAUGGGGAGGCCGCCAGCUGAACCACACAGAGAGUAAACCAUUCGACAGCAGCCUCCCGGUUUUCGAUAAUACCCCAUCCACUCGGAGACUACCGCCUAGACCACCCCCUCCAGUGGCAGUGAGUACUUCAGGUUCUGCAGCAGGACGGAGACAUAGCGAAGUACCUCAAAGCCAGCAGAGCCCCUUCUACCGUCAGCCUCCUGUAGCACCAGCCCGGACCAGACCCAGACAGUCCCAGAACCAGACCCCGCACCCUAAACCCCAGGCCUCUUUCCUUCACACGCACUCUCAUUUGCAGCCACAGGCUCUUUCUCAGACCCAGAAACAAAUAGCAUCAGUGCAAGAAGGACAGGAGGAUGGAAGGACUCCAUUCAGCGUCACGUUCAGCAGGCUGUAUAACAUUAAAGGCCUGAAGGACAAGGUGAGCAGGCUGCCCACACAAAAUAAGAGAAGUAGCGCCGGCUAUUCAGCUCACGGAAGGAAAACCACAGGCUAGACUGGAAUGGCCUACACUGUGCACCUCUACAGCUGAAUUUAUGGAUUGAUAUUCAGAAAGCUACAUCAGCCUCCUAGCUGAUGACAUGUGAAGCUGUAAAGUCUCCCACUGCAUGAUAUAUUGAUAUAUGUUUACAUCUACCACUGUCUCUUGGGGAUGAACUCAGUUUAUUUUGUUGGUAUUUCCAGAAAAUGGAAAGUGUGACAGCUUUCCAUAGUUUGAAAUGGUAUCUGCACAUGAAAGAAAAACAACUGGGACUGAUAAACAUGCGUGUAUAUAUAUAUAUAUAUA